Molecule: messenger RNA, 848 nt
Organism: Nothoprocta perdicaria
Lineage: Eukaryota; Metazoa; Chordata; Aves; Tinamiformes; Tinamidae
Gene: PHLDA1
Product: pleckstrin homology like domain family A member 1
Exons: 1
Coding region: 1-456 (151 amino acids)
Biological process (GO): positive regulation of apoptotic process
Cellular component (GO): nucleus
Molecular function (GO): phosphatidylinositol phosphate binding
Source: RefSeq, a predicted model, not a curated record
AUGCUGGAGAGCGGCUGCAGGGCCGUGAAGGAGGGCGUGCUGGAGAAGAGGAGCGACGGGCUGCUGCAGCUCUGGAAGAAGAAGCGCUGCAUCCUCACCGAGGAGGGGCUGCUGCUCAUCCCGCCCAAGCAGCCGCCGCCGCCGCAGCAGCAGCCGCCGCAGCCGGCCGAGCCGGCCGCCAAGAUGAAGGAGCUGCACUUCUCCAACAUGAAGACGGUGGACUGCGUGGAGCGCAAGGGCAAGUACGUGUACUUCACCGUGGUCAUGGCCGAGGGCAAGGAGAUCGACUUUCGGUGCGCGCAGGAGCACGGCUGGAACGCGGCGAUCACGCUGCAGAUGGUGCAGUACAAGAACCGGCAGGCCGUGCUCGCCGUCCGCUCCACCCGCCACAAGCAGCAGCAGCUCCUGGCACCGCCGCCGGCCCCGCGGCGACGCAGCGCGUCCAGCUCCGCGUAGCGCCCGCGCCCGAGCAUCCGCCGGGCAUCCCGAGCAUCCUCUGGACAUCCCGAGCAUCCUCCGGGCACCCCAAGCCCCUAUGGGCAUCCUCCGGACAUCCCGGGCAUCCUCCGGGCAUCUCAAGCCCCUCUGGACAUCCCGAGCAUCCUCUGGGCAUCCUCCGGACAUCCCGAGUGUCCUCCGGGCCUCCUCCGCUCCAUCGCCCCACGGACAGCGACCCCCGGCUGCUGCCCCGCUCGCCCCCUCCGUGCCCACAAGCAUUUCAACCCGUGUUAUUUAUGAGCGCCGUGGGAAGCCUCUUCGGCGUGCUGGGACUCCUCCUUAGGAGGCGCGAUGUGCUGUAACUUUAUUUUAACGUGUUUUAUUUAUUAGCUGUCGUGGGUUGUUUUAUU